Messenger RNA from Chrysemys picta bellii (western painted turtle), 2398 nucleotides. The record is from RefSeq and is a predicted model, not a curated record. NCBI's taxonomy places the organism in Eukaryota, Metazoa, Chordata, Testudines, Emydidae.
CAUACCCAGGAGGUGUGUGGGUUACACACAUAUAAAGAUAUCCAAACCUAUGCUGUUUGUUGCUUUCAGGUUCCCUGGAAAAUGCUAUUGCAGUUUGUGUGUCCUCUGGAGUAUGUCAACACUUUCAUCCCCGUCUGCAAAACCUUGACAUCUUUGUUCAUAAAGUCAGGGAAAGGAGGCCUAUCUCCUUACCUGGCGGAGUUACACAGACGACCGACUGAACUCCCAACCCCUCAGGCACUCCUGCUACAUCUUUUGGUGAUUUCAUUGUAUCCCUACAAAGAUGGAGGCUGUGGGGUUGUUGCUCUCCAACUGCUGCAUGCCCUCCAUCCUCUCAACUCUCUCCAUCCUGUGAUUCAUUCCGAUUUGGGACAAUUGUGGAUGGAGAUGAUUCCUCAGCUUAUACAAUAUCUAGAAGCACAUAAUGAAGGAACUCUGGAAGAGGAGAAAUGGAAGGACAAGCUGCUUCAGGUAACAUUCAUCCUCUCUAGGGGCCUUUAGCUCUUUGACAAUGUGCCUACUGUGUUCCACCUAUGUUCAGCAUGUGUCUAUACUACACAAGGGAACCACUGCAGGAUCAUCUGUAACAUAAAAUGAUUGGUUGAUUUACCUACUCUUGCCAACUGUGUGCAUCCACAUAGCAACAAAAUCAUGUUUGUGCAUCCACAUACAGCAUGUUUUACAGCAAUGGUUGUAGCAGUGCAUUCUGGGAUUCCUGAAGCAUCCUAUUUUCCUCACUGCCCUGGGGAGAGAGUACCCUGCACUGGGUCAAUAUCCAGUGAAACAUACUUUGCUCAGUGUACUGAGUGCGGUUAUGCUGGUAAGCGGGCCAUGAGAUAAUGGUAAGUCUUAACCCUGUCGUAACCCUACCCUCACUAUUUCUGAAGUAUCUGGUACUGGUCAUUGUUGGUGACAGAAUACCAGAUUAAAUAGGCCUUCUAGCAAUUCCUCUGUUCCUAAUGUCUUGCAUCAAUAAAAGACCCUCAGACUAGUUGUCUCUAAAUAUCAGCUAUUCGCAUACUUUGAAAAUAGGUAGCAAUGAGUUUGAAGAGCUGUAAGUAUUCUUCCUAACAGAGACUUUCUCUCUACCCCGAUCAGCUUUUAGAAAGGUCAGUGGAAGCCAUUAUGGAUGAUGCAUGGUCCUGUGAGCUUGCAAAUGAGAUUCUUGUGAAAAGCAAAAGCUAUUCUCAGAAGCCCCAAGAUAAGGUCAGUUCUGGGUUUAGGGUUUAAUGAAUAGGAGUGAAACAACAAAUGCAGACUACCUGUGUUACGAGAGUUUUCUGGAGAGAUGAAAGUAUGCAAGACUGGCUGGACUACAAGGUGCCUCGGGUCAGUGUUUAAGAAAUACAUAUUAGAGCUCUUUCUAUGGGGAUCUAUAAGUGAUGCAGCAUAAGAACAACAUGUUCAACGGGGCAGUUGUCCCUGAUGGCACCAGAAUACCUGACACAGCAGAAUUCUACAGUACAGGUAAUUUCUACCCACUCCUUUCAUUCUUCACUCAUAACAUUUAGCUUAACGGCUCUCGCUUUGAUUUCAUCUCCUGUCCUUGUAUUUGUGUCUCCUUCCAUGCUGCCUUUAUGCUGGGGAAGAAUCUUCCAGUCCUGUGUAUCAAAGCCCUGAUCCAGCAAAGCACUUAGGCACAGGUUUAUUUUUCAGCACAUGUUUUAGGCCUCUUGACUUAACCGUCAAAUUUAUAUGGGGAAACCUACAAAAACACAGGAUUAUUUGUUAGAGAAAGUGGAAUUAAUAUUCUCUGUUAGAAGAAUUUUAAAUUCCCAUUUGGCUUUCAUUGACUGUAGCGGGACUACUCAGAUGUUUAAAGUUCAGCAUGUGCCACAGUACUUUGGUGGAUCGAGGUCUAAGUGGUUACACUCUGCUCAUUCCAAUGCCUUUUUAAAACACACGUCUGCCAUAAGUCUUAGGUGGUGAUCCACCCCAAAAGUGUAUAUUGAAGAUUGCGUGCUGCAGUGGGACUACCAAAAUAGUUGCUAAUAACCCAGCAUAUAUAAUCUACUCUUUGUGGGCAAAUUAUGUUUCUCAGGUGUAGUAUUCCCAUUAUACUGUCUUCUCUUCUCUGGUUCUCCAACUAUGUGGCCAGAUCCUCAAAUGGUGUAAAACAAUGUAGUCCCAGUGAAAAUUGGAGCAGCUGGUGCUCAUCACUUAUUAGACUCCUACAGUGACAUGUGAACAUCUCUCCUUUGAGCUGGAAUCGAACCAGCAACCUAAGGAUUCCUAUAGGCAACACCUCUACAGUCCUCCACUCUACAAGCUGAGUUUGAUUACCUAACACUGUAAGACUUCAUUAAACACUUGCCAGCACACAGGUAUACAGAAAGACUUACAAGUAAACAGAGCCAUUUACAACCAAUUGUCCUGGUUAAUGGGAGCCAUCAAGAUU